Molecule: messenger RNA, 5701 nt
Organism: Argiope bruennichi
Lineage: Eukaryota; Metazoa; Arthropoda; Arachnida; Araneae; Araneidae
Product: SAM and SH3 domain-containing protein 1-like
Exons: 12
Coding region: 1-2919 (972 amino acids)
Molecular function (GO): protein binding
Source: RefSeq, a predicted model, not a curated record
AUGGAAACGGUUAUCCAAGGAGCCAAACAUAUGAAAGAAACGGUUUUCGAUGAAUCACAGCAUUUGAAAGAAGCAAUUGUGCAAGAAGCACACCAUUUGAAAGAGGUGAUAUCGGACAUCGGAAGAGGUGUUUUUUCGCCUUUAAGUGGUAAAAAGGGGAAUCCAAAGAACUCCAUAUCAUACUACCAAAAUUCCAAUGGCAAUGCCUUUCCAAACAGACAUAUCUACUACGAACCGCCAGAAGAGUUCGAAUUCGACGCCACCUCUUCUCUGCUUCCCAACAACACAGCUGGAGAAGUAAUCGUUCACCGUCUUCCCACCAGUCCCGACCCCAAUCCUACUCUAAAUAGCCCUACCAAGGAUUCCGAGCUUCCAUCGAACACCCCAUCGUCUGAACUUUCCACCACAAAUUCCAGUUGCCCCAAAGAACAGUCAAACGAAAAAGAACAACGAGCUUACACCAAAGAAGAAUUCACAUGCGCCAUUUUGGCACGCACGCAGCAAGAAGAGUACAGGAAGUCUUGUCCUGGUGGUCUUGAUGGCUGUUUAGAACUCGAAGACGCAUCCAUGGGUGAUUCCGGUGUGGCACUGGUCAGAGACUCUUUAGCCACCAACGGUCAGUCUUUGAUCGGUGGGGAUGGACGUGAGGCAUGUGAUUGUGAGAGAAGAUGCACGAACCCUAAGCAUUCUCAUGAUUGUAAAAGUGGCGAUUAUGGUGGUUCACCAGUUCUGGAACGAAGGAAUAAAGGUGUUCUUGGUCGAUUGAGAAAUUUUGCGAGUCGCACAAGUUACAGUACAAGUGAAGAUGGGCAUUCUCAUUCUUCAGAUUAUGAAGAUCAAGAAGAUGAUAGGAAAAUUGAAGCACGAUUCUCUCGUGAUGCACGUGAAAGAAGUUCAUCUUCAUGGGCUGGACGUGUUCGAGAUCUUCAUCGUGAUGUCAAAAAGAAAAUUUCAAGGUUGCGGAAUUCUAAGGGAACAGCUCAAGAUGAAGAAAUGAUCGAAGGUGUCGAAAGUGGCAAUGUGUUGAUUCAGCGUGGAAGUUCUGUAGAAAGUAUUCCUAGUGGAUCUGGGUCUAGUUUGCAGCCUCCUACGCCAACUAGUAGUAACAGAAGUUCCACAUCUGCUGGAGAAGAUGAUCAUAAUCCUUAUGUUGGGACUUUUAUUGGUCGAGCGCGAGCAUUGGUCGAUUGCACACCUAGUCCAUAUGAUAGAGAUGGCCUUGCUUUCAAAAAAGGAGAUAUCAUUGAUAUAAUUGCCAAGCACAAAACUGGUCUGUGGGUUGGCAUGGCUCAAGGCAAAGUGGGACAUUUCAAAUUCAUUAAUGUAGAAGAUAUUGAUGUAGAAAAGAAGACAAAACACAGACGGCGUAGAGUUAAAUAUGAGUGGCCAAGUUCUAUAAAAAAACCUGAAACUCUAGAAGAGUUGUUGAAGCAGCUUGACUUAGAGGAGUAUACCAAUGUUUUAGUUCUUAAUGGUUAUGAUGAACUGGAUACAUUUAAAGAAAUUGAAAAAGUUGAUCUAGAUAGCCUUGGAAUUGUAAAUCCAGAGCAUUGCACAAAGCUUCUUAGAGCUGUAGAAAUGCUUCAAGAUAUGGAUCCAGAUGGUGAAGAUGUAGAGGAUGAUGAAUCUCAAAUAAAGCAGUCUCCAAGAGACUCUGGCUGUUAUGCAAGCCAUGAAAAUCUCGUUCACAGAGACUCCUCUCAAAGAGCUUUAAGCAAUGGACAGUUUGUUGUUGAUCUUGAAGAUCAAGAUACUAGUCACUCUGAAAGUGGUAUUCACUCCAGAGAAGGUCAGGAUUCUGCCCUUACCAUGAAUAACCUGGAUAUCAGUGCUGAAUCAACUGCCACAACCAUGGAUGACAUGGCAGGUGUCAGCAAUGACUGUGCGGAUGAUCACAGUAACUAUAACAUUCUCCCUACUUUAGAAGACAUAUCCAAUAACCAAGAAAACCAAAGUAUAGUUGAAACUGCAACAGAAUCUGUAGAAGUUGUAGUUACUCCACAACCCAGUCAAGAAUCCUCAGCGUUAAGUGUUCCUUACUUUCUUUCGCAUUCUGGCACUAAAUCGUCUCCAGGAUCCCCAAGGAAAACCAGAACUAAACACAGCCGUAACAAGUCUCACUCACACAGGAGUAAAGAUUUAUUUAAUGACUUUAGUUUGAAUUUCCAUUCUUAUUCAUUUUCCAAAUGUCGCGAGUUGCCAAUAGAUGCUUAUCCUGAUCGAAGUGGUUAUGUUUAUGGCUGGUCAUCUUUCUACCAAAAUGAAAAAGGUUCCAAAAAGAAUAUACAUGAAUAUGAUGAUGUUCUUAGUGACCCUGCUACUGAAGUGGAAGAUUCACCUGGCCGUUAUGUGUAUCGGAAAGUGAAGCAAAGAAAGGGGAGUUUACAAACACUCAUUCAUGAUACCAGACCCCCUUCACCAACUCUCAUAUCCAAAGUAAAUAAGAAACUAGUUGCAGAAAAAAUAUAUCUCCAUGAAGAACCAUAUACAGAUAAGACUGGCUUUUGCGGCAUUCCUCCUGCCUUGGUACAAAGGUAUGCUGAAGAGCUACAACAAAAUAUAGUUGAUGUAGCAGAUGCUUUAGAUCAGAUACGGAUCACAUCAUUGCAGCAACAGGGUAGAAGAGGAGUGCCAAAUGAUUUCUUGUCAGACUCCUGCAUUGUUCCUGUGAUUGAGCCAAAUUAUUCAAGCCUUCAGUCUUGGCUGAUCUCUCUUGGUCUGCCUAUGUAUCUUCCCAAUUUUGAGUCAUGUGGUGUCAUGGAGCUUCAUCAUGUGGCAUCUCUAAGUGAGGAAGACUUGGCUCAUCUUGGCGUGCGGAACCCUUACCAUCAGGUAUAUUUGGAAUCGGCUAUUGCUGCACUGUUCAUGCGCUAUAGAAGGAGGCCUCAGACAUAUCCACAAGGACCUUCUAUAGCAUAAUUGUGUGUACAUUUGCUAGACUUUGCAACUGUUUUUAUUUUGUAAAUUUUUAAUUAAUUGAGAGAAUAAAUCAGUGCAAUAUUCUACUGUCUGACACAUGAAAGGGAAAUUCAGACUAUAUUCUAAUUACUCAUAUUGUACAUAUUAUACAAAUUUAAAUGUAAAUUCAGUAAUAUUUGACCUCAAAAUCUGUGCUAUUUGAAGGACUAUUUUUAAUAUAAAGUUAUCAUAAGAUUCUAAUAUUUCAAAAUUUGAUCUCUCAUCUUAAAAAGUUGUUUUUAUAUUAAAAUAUCAUUAUACUUGUAAAUUAUUUUGAUUUCUUACAAAUGAGACAUAUAUAAUUGUCACUGACAAUAAGAAAAAAUAAUUUAAGUUGAUUGUGCUUAGAAUGCUUGCUACAAAAUACAUAUAACCAUUGAAUUACAUAAAAUGUACUUGUCUUAAUGCUGUAAAGUUCCCACAAUGAACUGAUAACCUCUUUCAAAUAUAUCUAUUUCAGUUUGAUUAUAUUUUUGGGAUAUUUAAAUUAGCAUACAGGAUUACAUAUUAUGUUUUUCCUCAUACUGUCAACUUGAGUUGUCUCUGACGAAUAUAUUUAAAAAUUUAUUUCUUGAAAUUGUCACUGUUGUAUUUAAAAUUUGACCUAAGAGUAUAUUUUAUUAUUUAUAUAAAUAUAUGUAUGUAAGAAUUUUUUUUUUCUUGUGUAUACUAAAAUUAUAUUUUUAACCACUAAUAAAACAAAUACACUAUUGUUUUAUUGCACAUUAAUUGAUGCUUUUAAAAUUUUACUGUCAAAUGUUUUUAAUAAAUUACUUUUUUAUUUUGCACUUGUAUUCAUGCUGCUGCCUUCAAUUAAAAGUGAGAGUGAUUAGUUGAUGAACACUUCAUGUAAUUUUCAUCAUCAUUAUUUAUUUUAAAAUUUAUAACAGAUUGUGAAAAUUCUUUUGUAAAGAGUAAAUGAAUUAUUGAAAAUAAUCACAGCAAGAAUUUGUAUAGCAAUAUAUAUACAUUUCUUGACAUUUAUUAGGUUUCAUAAUUCUAUCAGUUAUUUUCAAAAAAAGACUUAAAAAAACAAAAUUCAAUUGUAUAGUACCAGAGAAGAUUAAAUUUGCAUUUGUCAGCAGCUUAAUCCAAAAACCAUUCGCAAAUGUAUAAGAAUAAAAAUCUUGUUAUCUCCAAAUUUUACUUAGCCAUUUAAUAACUUUUGAAAUAUUCAUUUUUCUAUAUCAAAUAUCUGAAAGAUGAACCAUGUUCAAUGACAAAUAUGUAAAGUAUAAAAAGAGUAGUACUCUAAACAAGUAGUCAGUUUACGAAAGUCAGUCUAAUUAACACUAAUUUUCACAAGAGUAAAAUUAUUCCAUUCUGGAAAUGCCCAAAAUAGAGAUAAUGCAAUUGCUUAUUUUUUUAAAAACAAUUAUAUAAUGUCCAAAAAGGGUUUAAUAAGAUUGGUGAAAGGCUUCUGUUUUGAGAUCUUGACAAUUUUGUUACAAAUUUAAUUUUAAUGAUAACAAAAAUUAAAAAAAAGUCAUAUUACCAGAAAAGUCUGUUGCUGCCCCAUUCUUAUUCUUUCUUCUGGUCUUUGAUCUGUAGAGGUUCAUUCUUCAAGCAAGCUCUUGUUUCUUUAAAAAAAAAAGGCUUUAAUAAUCAUGUUUAUAACCAUAUUGGUUUUCAGUUUCAAUUGUUCAUUCACUGUAUAUAAUCAUGAAGAAUUAAAAUUUUAAAACUCUUAUUUUUCUUUGUAAAGAAUGUGAAUAAAAUUUAUCAUAAAUAACUUGUUGCUCUCUCAAUAAAAAUUAUGAUUUUUCAUAAUGAGUUUUAAUUAAUAGCCAAUCAUAUUUGAGAUAUCUUGAUCAUUUUUCAUAUUUCUUUACUAUUUAAAAACUACACAUAUCUUUGACUUUUUAUUACUGUAUAAUACAAAUAUUUCUAUGACAUUUCAAAUAAUGCCAAAAAAUUUUAAAAAAUAUAUUUGCACUUAGGGAUGCAUAUUUCAUAAUGUAUAUCAUUGUUUUUAUUCACACAAAAAGAACUGCAUUCACUUUCACUUCAGUGUAUAAAAAUAUUUUUUUUUAAUUAAUGAUAUAUAUUAAGUUAUUAUAAAUACUUACCUUUCACAUAGCAAUAUAACAUAUCGAAGAGCAAACUCAAAACAUAAAAGUGGAUUAUUAUAAAAUUCUUUUUAAGUUUAAAAAUAUUCUGAUAUAUCUUUUUUUCUCUCCUGUACAGAAUGUUUUGAAAUGUAAUGUAGAUCAUUUUUUUGUGUUUUUUUACAUGUAAGAAAGCUGUUUUGAAAAGUCAUUUUGCAUAGGCAGUAUUUAAUUUUUCAAACCGAACUGUGUUUCCAUUUGCUUAUAGCAAUAAUAGAUAUUGUUUUAUGUAUUUUAACAAGCAUUAAAUUUUAAAUUAUACAUGUUUUUUUAAAUUUAAUUUUAUCCCUGUGGUAUUAGAGUAAUAAGGAUUUUUUUUUUUUAUCUGUGCAUUUUACUGACUAACGACACCUCAGCACAUUUCUGUGUAUAGCAAUGUUUUUCAAAUCUCCCUUUCCCUGUAAACAAUGUAUAGUAUAUGAAAUGUACUCCUACAGAACUAUGAAGCUUCAUGCCGAGCUAUGCUGUAAACUAAAUAACUAAUGUUUAUUAUACACUUGUAAAUGUACAACAAAGAUAUGCACUGUUUAGCCAUAGCUCAUCAGCUUUUGUAGGUGUGCUGAAAUGAAUUUAAAAUGUUGUGUAAAUUGAGUAUAAAUCAUGUACACUGUAAUAAAAAUGUUUGCAAAACAUAA